AUGAUAUGUCAAGACAUUACAAAAGCUUACGACACUAUAUGGAGACAUCGAGUAAUUCAAAUAUUCAGUAAAAUUAUAUCUAAUGGUAAUAUGCUUAACUAUAUUAAAAAUUUCCUAGACAAUCGACAAUUCGCAGUCAAAGUAUCAAACACACUCUCUGUAAAUCUCUUACAAGAAAACGGAGUACCUCAAGAUGACUUCAACUUCUGGUGCAGGAGCAACAACCUAUCAACUGUACAAAGGUUCCUCGAAGAAACAGCCAACAAACUAACUCAAUGGGCCAAUACGUCAGGUUUCAAAUUCUCCAAUUCAAAAUCCCAAUGCAUUAUAUUCUCUAGAAAAAGAGGGCAAAAACAUAUAAACGUUCAAAUAGAUGGAAAAAACAUACCAAACAAUAACACAGUCAAAAUUCUCGGCCUGAAAUUUGAUACAAAAAUGAACUGGAUCCAACAUCUAAAAUACCUAAAAACGGAUAUUAACCAAAAAUUGAAUUUAAUAAAAAUGUUAAGUCACACCCAAUGGGGGGGAGAUGAACAUACACUAAUCCGCAUACAUAGACAACUUAUCAGAGCAAAGUUAGACUACGAAGCAAUUUUAUACCAAUCAACCAGCCACUCACAUCUUAAAAUAAUAGACAGUGCAUUAAACUCCAGCAUAAGACUAUGCAUUGGAGCUUUCAAAUCAAGCCCUAUAGAAAGCAUAAGAAACAUAGCACAAGAAGCACCCCAAGAGCUAAGAAGAGCAGAGAAGACACUUCUCUACGCAGCUAGCAUCACUAGAAAUACAGACAAUGUACUUGGUAAUACCACUUAUGAUUUUUUUUUAUUUCAUAAGUGGUCCCAUUAUUAGUUUUUUUCCAACAGCUAAUUUUUUUUUUCAAUUCCUUCUUCGGGAGUUACAUCUGCAGCUGAUUGAGGACAUUUUAUUUCGACCA
Acyrthosiphon pisum (pea aphid) is the source of this 934-nucleotide messenger RNA. RefSeq lists its product as uncharacterized. NCBI's taxonomy places the organism in Eukaryota, Metazoa, Arthropoda, Insecta, Hemiptera, Aphididae. The transcript is spliced from 2 exons. Bases 1 to 849 code for a protein of 282 amino acids. The record is from RefSeq and is a predicted model, not a curated record.